AUGGAGUUCGAACAACGUAUUAAGGCGUACCGCUUCGUCGCCUAUUCGGCUGUGGCCUUCUCCGUGGUCGCAGUCCUUUCGGUCUGCAUCACUUUGCCAAUGGUGCACAACUAUGUCCAUCAUGUCAAGAGAACCAUGCACCAAGAGGUCCAAUUCUGCAGAGGAUCUGCCAAGGAUAUCUGGUCCGAGGUCAACUCGUUGAAGCACAUGGAAGUAGCUCACAACAGAACUGCCCGUCAAGCUGGAGGUUGCGACGCUUGCUGCCUUCCAGGAGCCGCCGGACCAGCCGGAACCCCAGGAAAACCGGGACGUCCAGGAAAGCCAGGAGCUCCAGGACUUCCAGGUAACCCAGGACGCCCACCACAGCAGCCAUGCGAGCAAAUUACCCCACCACCAUGCAAGCCAUGCCCAGCUGGACCACCAGGACCACCAGGACCACCAGGACCAGCCGGAGAUGCCGGAGCCAACGGACACCCAGGAGCCCCAGGACAAGACGGAGCCCCAGGACAGCCAGGAAACAAGGGGCCAUCUGGACAGCCAGGAAACCCAGGAGCUCCAGGAGCCCCAGGACAGCCAGGAAAAGACGCCCCAUCAGAGCCAGUUGUUCCAGGACCACCAGGACCACAGGGACCACCAGGACCACAGGGACCACCAGGACAGCCAGGAGCCCCAGGACAAGACGGAACCCCAGGAGCGCCAGGACCAAAGGGACCAAACGGAAACCCAGGACAGCCAGGAGCCGAUGGAAACCCAGGAGCCCCAGGACAGGCUGGACAACCAGGAAGCGCUGGAGAAAAGGGAAUCUGCCCGAAAUACUGCGCCAUCGACGGAGGAGUCUUCUUCGAGGAUGGAACUCGCCGUUAA
Molecule: messenger RNA, 864 nt
Organism: Caenorhabditis bovis
Lineage: Eukaryota; Metazoa; Nematoda; Chromadorea; Rhabditida; Rhabditidae
Source: the annotation of a GenBank genome assembly